AUGGCCCUGACAAAGAGAAUACAGAGGAUAAUCAUAGUUAUUGCAAUCAUAAUAACUGUGAUAUAUUUCUCAGCUUUUAAAUCAACAAAAACCACAUCAUCAACAUCAAGAUCAUCAACAUCACAAGAUAAUUUUAAACCAAAAAUUGCUGAUUUCGGUGGGAAUCCAUUAGGUGAAGGUAUUGUUAAUGGUGAAUCAAAAGAUCAAAAGGGUUAUAAUUGGGUUUUCGAAUUAAUCAAUGCAAACAUUCCAAAAAAUGUUGGUAAAUUAACUGAAUAUAAGAAUAAUGAAAUUGCAAAAGAAAAAUUCGCUACAGAUGAUGAUUUUGUAUAUUCAAGAGAAUAUUUAUCAAAUUUAUUAAUAUUAAGUGAUGAACAACUAGAUAUUCUAAAGAAAACUCAUGAAUCUUAUAAAUCUUCAAUCUUAAAAGAUCAACAUAAAAGUUUCCAUUCUGAAAAUUCAAAACCAAAUGGUAAUGGUAUUGUUUUCGUUGGUGGGAUUAAAUUUUCUUGGUUAUCAUUCAUUGGAAUUCAACAAUUAAGAAUUCUUGGUUGUAAUUUACCAAUAGAAGUUUUCAUUGGUGAUGAAAAUGAAUAUGAAGAAGAAUUUUGUGAAAAUAUUUUACCAAAAUAUAAUGCUCGUUGUACAGUUUUACAUAAAGAAAUUGGUGAUAUUACCAAGAAAUUAGAUACCAAAAUAUCUGGAUAUCAAUAUAAAAAUUUAGCAUUUUUAGUUUCAAAUUUUGAAAAUAUUUUAUUUUUAGAUGCUGAUAAUGUACCAAUGAAAGAUCCAACUCCUUUAUUUAAUUCAAAAGUUAUGAAUGAUCAUGGACUUGUUAUAUGGCCAGAUGCUUGGGCAAGAACAACUCAUCCAAAAUAUUUUGAAAUUGCUGGUGUUGAAGUUAAAGAUCAAAUUAUUAGAGGUCCUUAUAAAGGUCAAGACGCAAAUUCAUUAAAUUUAGAAAAAGAUGUUUCUUUCCAUGAUUUAGAAAAUACUUUACCAAAUCCUUCAAGUGAAAGUGGUAUGAUUUUAAUAAAUAAAACAAAACAUUCAAAAACUUUAUUAUUAUCAUUAUAUUAUAAUAUUUUUGGUCCAAAACUUUAUUAUACUUUAUUCUCUCAGGGUUCUGCAGGUGAAGGUGAUAAAGAAACUUUUAUUGCUGCUGCAUUUGUACUUGGAAAUAAAUACUAUCAAGUUUUACAACCUUUUAAAUUUAUUGGUUAUCAUUAUGAUGGAAAUUUUAAUAGUAAAGCACUCGGUCAAGCUGAUCCAGUAACAGAUUAUGAAAAUUUCUUAAAAGGUUCACAUUUAGAUGAUUAUAAUAAUUUAAUUGAUGCACCAAACUCAGUAAAACCUGAUAUUUUUUUUAUGCAUUUAAGUUAUCCAAAAUUAAUUCCAUUUGCUCUAUUAAAUGAUGAUGAAAUUAUCAAAUCAAAAGAUCAGAAUAAACAUAUUAGAAUGUAUUUAUCAUCAACUGAAGCUGCUGGUUAUGAUUUUGAAUUAAGAAUUUUCCAAAUUUUAACUGCUGCAUUAUGUGAAGAUUAUAAAGAUUAUUCACCAAUUUCUGAAAGAUUAAUUGGAUUAAAAUUUAAAGAAUAUUGGGGUCAAGAUCCUAAAACUUUUUGUCCACAAUUAAUUGAUCAUGUUAAAUUUUUAAAAGAAAAUCCUGAAUAG
Messenger RNA from Hansenula ciferrii, 1674 nucleotides. RefSeq names its product alpha-mannosyltransferase. Gene Ontology annotation, biological process: mannan biosynthetic process. Gene Ontology annotation, cellular component: Golgi apparatus. Bases 1 to 1674 code for a protein of 557 amino acids. The record is from RefSeq and is a predicted model, not a curated record. The transcript has a single exon. NCBI's taxonomy places the organism in Eukaryota, Fungi, Ascomycota, Saccharomycetes, Phaffomycetales, Wickerhamomycetaceae. Gene Ontology annotation, molecular function: alpha-1,2-mannosyltransferase activity.